AUGUUCGUUGAAUUGAUUCCCACACCCACACCCAAAUCGAAAAACAAAGUAAGAAAAUAUUCAUUUUCAAUUUCAUCGAAAACUGUUCAAUCUCAAUCAAUAGCUAUCAAAUUGAAUUCAAUAAAUUGUAAAAAAGAAUCAUCGGAAAGUAAACGGAAAAAAACGAAUUCUAGAUUCCAAAAAUCGGAAUCUUUUGAAUGUGAUAAAAAUUUACAAACAAGAACAAAAUCCAUUUCGUCGAUGUUACGCGAAGCGUCUGAACAAAAUUCUUCAAAUUUUCGUCGGCAAUUCUAUCAAACAAAUCGUGAUUCAAUUAAAUUUUCUCUCAAAGGUCAUCCUCAUAUCAAAAUAACCAAUAUUCGUCUUGCACAUGCGAAUGAAUCAGUUCAAAAGGAUUUUAUGAAAACAUUCAAAAAAGAAUCUUCACAUUCUCCACAAUUAGUUACCAUGGCACAAAAUCAGAUAAUAUUGGAAGCAUUCUUCAAUAUGGAUUUUUAA
This is a messenger RNA of Rotaria socialis, 498 nucleotides long. The record is from the annotation of a GenBank genome assembly. NCBI's taxonomy places the organism in Eukaryota, Metazoa, Rotifera, Eurotatoria, Philodinida, Philodinidae.